UAAUCCUUUCCCUCUACUAUCGAUCUUUUUUCCACGUCGGUCGCGGCUUUUUCAGUGCUUUGACUGGUUGACUCCCCGCCUCCUCUUCCCUCCGCCGUCUGAUCGCCCUCAGAGUCGACCGUUGCUGUGGGCCCCACCCCUCACCGCCGGACCCCGCCGCCGCCGUCGCCGUCGACUCCCCGCCGGCGUGCAACACAUCUACUCCACCAUGGCUCCCGCCCACUCCCACCGGCGUGGUGCGACGGAGGCGAACGAGCAGAUGAGGAGGAAGAAGGAGAAGGCGCUUCGAGAGAAGGAGGCCGGCGACGACGACUUCGACGAGGGCCGCUACAAGCGCGCCGUCGAGCACUACGCCCGCGCCGCCGCCCUCGACCCCGGCGACAUCUCCUUCCCGAUCAAGUGCGCCAAAUCCUACUUCCACAUGGACCAGUACGAGGAGUGCGUGAGGCGAUGCGACGAGGCGGUGGAGAGGGGAAGGGAGCUCCGCGCCAAGAAAUCGCUGGUGGCGCUGGCGCUGUUGUUGAAGGGGACAGCGCUGCUCAAUCUCGCCGACUGCGCUUCGGAUUGCAAGGCGGCGAUCAGGGCACUGAAGCAGUCGCUGGAUGAGCAUUAUCAUAAGGGGACAGAGGCUAUCCUGGACGAGGCGGAGAGCGCCAUGGAGGAGAUGGAGGAGCUGGAGAAGGAAGCUGCCAAGCACCACCGAGAAAAAGGCAAAGAACUUCUCAGUAAGAAAAAGUACAAGGAAGCAGCAAUCCAGUUUACUAAAGCCAUAAAAAGGAAUCCAUUGAAUCCCAGAAAUUUUAGCGACAGAGCUAAAUGCCGCAUCGAGCUAAAUGCAUUGGCUGAAGGGCUUGAAGAUGCAGAUAAAUGCAUUGAGGUAGAUCCUACUUUUUGGAAGGGAUAUUUUUGUAAAGGUGAAGUUCAGUUCUUGAUGCACAAUUAUGAAGAUGCUAUGACAACUUACCUAGACGGUUUGAAAUAUGGCCCCCAAAAAACAACAAUUUAUGAUGGAAUAAAGAGAUGUUUAGAACAAAUUAAAAUGGCUAAGGACCGUGAUGUCAGGGAUAAGGACUUGUGGGAGGCAUUCAAAAAAUCGAGUUCUAGCCAAGUCGAAAAACUUACGAUGCAGCGCGAUGUCGUCACUGUGGAGCUUAAGUCAGCCAAGGAGCGUAACGCUAAUCUAGAACUGCAACUCUCAGAACAGAUAGGCCGUAUUGAACGGCUUCUGUCGAUCCAAAACAGUGAACCUCCACAUUUCAUCUGUCCUAUAUCUCAGGAAGUCAUGAAUGAUCCUCACUUUGCAGCGGAUGGACACACCUAUGAAGCUGAGCAUAUCAGGAAAUGGCUCAACGAUGGACAUGACACAUCUCCAAUGACCAACGAGCGACUUCAACAUAAAAAACUCACUCCCAAUCACGCACUGCGCUCUGCUAUUCGGGAGUGGCACCAACACCGAAACAUGAGGCAUACUUCUCCGCGGCGCCAACAGCUUUUUUUGUGAAUUUGUGUGAAGCAAGUUGUAACUAUGAAAAUUUAGCCGCAGUUUUGAUCCUUGCUACAGAGAGAGUGCUUGCCGCGACAUGGCUAGAUCGCAAUCCACAUUUUGUAAAGAACCAUCAUUAAGAUUUAGUACUAAGUUAUGUGACAUCGUAUUUCAGAUAUUAUUCUUGUUAUAUGUA
This is a messenger RNA of Oryza sativa Japonica Group (Japanese rice), 1679 nucleotides long. Its product is annotated as U-box domain-containing protein 70-like. Lineage: Eukaryota; Viridiplantae; Streptophyta; Magnoliopsida; Poales; Poaceae. The record is from RefSeq and is a predicted model, not a curated record. Gene Ontology annotation, biological process: protein ubiquitination. Gene Ontology annotation, molecular function: ubiquitin-protein transferase activity; Hsp90 protein binding.